CCCUAUUUUUCACGGCAACGGCAACAAAGAAUUUUUGUGUACCAAUAUUUAUUAAAUUAGUGCCAAUUGCAGCUAAAAUGCCCCUUCGAGUGAGCUAAAGACACAGCAUUAAAGUGAAUUAGAGUCUUGGCCUUUGCCUGCAGUGCAAUUCGUAUUCGGCAGGCCGCCCCAUAACCAACUGCGACUCAAGCAAAAGUCUCGCUAACAAUUUUAUGCUGUGAAGAAAGUUGGGGAAAAAUGGAGCAAAACUCCAAUAGCAGCAGUUCGGAGACAUUCGUGGAGGAGAGCAGUGGGGGCCCAGCCCGAUUCUUGGGAAAUUCUAAGGCCGACCCAGAUGUAGUCUCCGACGUCACCUAUGGAAUGGAUAACUGUCCCGGGUCCGCCUCUGGCAGUGACACAGUGUGCGCCACACACGAGUUUCAGACCAUGAAACCCGGCCCGGGAGGAGUGCAGAAGCAGCCGCCGAGUUCCAGCAGCAAUGGACGCACGCGCUCCGAGCUGCCGCACAGCGAGCUGGUGAAGAUGCUGUACUAUCUGGAGGGAGAGCUGCAGGCUCGGGAUGUCUGCAUUGCCGCCUUGCGCAACGAGCGCGUGAAGCAACUAAUCACACAGUUGCGCACCAAGCGGGUACAGCCCAAUGAUCCGUAUGCGGCAAUAUUCCGCGAUAAGAUCGCCAUGAAUGGGAAUCUCAUUUCGCGGGAGUCCUCCACGCAGGCGGCGCAGGCAGAGAUGGAGGUGCGGCAGAUAAUCGAGCAGCAGAUGGAGCAGCAGUACCAAAUGGUCAGUAAGCAGAGGGCCACGCAUGUCCGCAUGGUCAACAUACUCACCGAAUCCCUGGAGAACAACCAGCGCAUGCUGCAGGAGCUGGAGGAGGAGAAGCGUAAGCACGAGCACGACACGGCCCAGGGAGAUGACAUCACCUAUGGCCUGGAGAUGGAGCGCUCCAAGCUAAAGCAGGAUCUUGAAAACGAGCGGGCCCAGGUGGCCAGAAUGGAAAAAGAGCUGCAGAGGCUUCAAGAGACACUCGAGUACGAGCGCAAUCGACAAAAGCAGAUUGUCCUCCUCCUGAUAGCCGAGCGAAAGAAGAUUUUGAUGAAGUACAUUGAAGAGGGCAAGCGCUCUGAGGAUUUGGCACAGAUCUUGGCCGAGGAGAAGCAGCGCUCGGACACCAUCGCUGAGGGCCUCGAGGAGGAAAGCAAAAAGUCGCUUCGCAUGGAAGAGGAGAUGGAAAAGCAAGCGCAGUCAAUGGAGAUUGAACGCAAAGCCAUAAUGGCCAAGCUGGCCAAAGAGGAGCUUCGAGUCAAAGAGCUGGAGCAGGAGCUCAACACGCUGCGUGCCGAGCACGAGGCCUUGAAGAAGCAGCAGCAGCAGCACCAGCAACUGGCAGGCAGCAGCUCAACGGUGGCUGCCAACAAGGCGCGUCAGUUCAGCGACGACGCUUGUGCCACACCACCAAUGGCAAACAUCGCCAAAAUUGUGCAGCCAACAGCCACAGUAAGCAGCAUGCCGGUGUCGGGCCCACAAACCGGAAUAGCCCGAUCCAUAGCGCCCGGACAGAACAUACGCAGCGCUGGCAUAGCCACGGCGCCCACGGGUACGGCCACAGCACCCACAGUCAUCAACCACACCACAGCCAGUAGUAAUAGCAUUGGAGCGACUAGCACUACGGCUGGAGUCACACCAUCGGUGGAUGCAGGAGCGAGUGGCGCUAGUGUGAGCGCUCCUACGGUGGCGCCACCAUCCCCCUCUCCGGCGAAAAUGCAGCCCACGGCCACAAUUCAACGGGCUCCGGGUGGCAAGUAUGCUGCACUGGCUGCAGCGGCUGCUCUUGACCAGACGGCCACACCACCGCAUCCACAUCCUGUUCCCAUUGCCGUGCCCCCAGUGACGGUGCCACCAGCGGGUGCUCGCGGUGCACCGCCACCCAUACCGACCAAGCCAAUUGUACCGCCCAAGCGGGAGCCCUCACUCUCACGCCUGGGCUCCAUAACAAGCGGCAGUGCCAUAGCAUCGGUCACGGCUGCGGUGCCAGCAACUGCAGCCCCGCCCGUUCCAUCUUCGACGAGUGUGGCAGCAGCAGCAGCCGCGGCAGCUGGAGCUGGCACUGCAAAGCAUAAUUAAUUAGUCUCCCACACCCUCCACUCUCCACUCGCGUCCUAUGUAUGCGCAUUAUAAACAAAACAAAUAUGUAUUGGUGUAGCGUAAGCCAAAAUACUCAAGCAGCGUAUUCAAUGAUGUCGCUCUAUGGCGCCGGCACUAGGCAACAGGAUGUAGAUCAUACAUACUCUCAAACUGCUGUCUCUUGUGGGUAUAAAUACUCGAUGGCUACCGACUUGAAAGCCAUUUAAUAGCCAAAUGUUUCGAGGCCUAUUUUAGUUCUUUUGUAAUGUUUCCAUUUUAUUUAUUGAAAAAAACCUAUGUAAAAGGUAUUUUAUCAUUUAUAUAUGUCCAGUGUUCUGCUUAGUUUGAACUCUAUUUGAGGAGAAUUUGAUUGGAAUUGAUUGUUUGAUUUUCUGCCAUUUCUGUUGCCUGGUGCUUGAUAAUUUGGCAAGCGUUUUGAGAGAAGUUGGUGAAGCAUACUCUAUCGUGACCCACGUCCCCCCUAAAAUCGGCUCCUCAACUAAUUAUAGUUUAGUUUUUAUUAUUUUUUUAUAAGGACCAUUUGUAUAAUGAAUGCCAAGCGCUGGCUGGCAGCCACACUUAAUUGUAAUUCCGAACAUUUCUACAAGGCCGUGCGAUUCUCAUAAUGAUAAACAUCCUCCCCCCACAUAUACAUACAUACAUACAUAUAUAGUUAAUAUAUACAUAUAUAAUAACCACAGAUACUAUAUAUCCCUAUAUACGUAUACCUAGUAUAGUAUAUACAUAUGUGUGUAGUCGUUUGUGCUCUGUGCGUUGUUUAAUAGUUGUUAGGUACGCGUGUAAACUUCUCUACCCUCUUCAGUGCAGCUAAAGUCCCCUAUAAUAUUAUUUGCCUAGGAUUUUAAUUUUGUUUCGAACUCGGCUUGGGCAGUGUUGAAGAUCCAGAGAAUCCUCUCGUAUACCAUUACAAACCCAUCCACUGUUUUACACUAGCUUAGAAUUCUGUAAUGCGGGGAGAUUUUGUUGGUAAGAGAUUUGCUCAAGAGAUUCGUCGGAAUGGAUGAUGGUUUUUAUAAAUGUGUACUGUGCAGAUCCCUCCAGUCCCCCAAGCAGCUUGGAUUGAUUUCCAUUUAGUCAAUGGGCAGCCGCAGCCGCCAGUCAAGGUCAAGAGUAGCGUUGUUGGUACAAUAAAUAGCAGACAAAGAGGCACAAGAAACAAAACAAAAGAAAACAAAA
This is a messenger RNA of Drosophila subobscura, 3318 nucleotides long. RefSeq lists its product as uncharacterized. The record is from RefSeq and is a predicted model, not a curated record. The transcript has 4 exons. The coding region runs from base 238 to 2121 and encodes 627 amino acids. Lineage: Eukaryota; Metazoa; Arthropoda; Insecta; Diptera; Drosophilidae.